Stomoxys calcitrans (stable fly) is the source of this 2063-nucleotide messenger RNA. RefSeq lists its product as uncharacterized. Gene Ontology annotation, cellular component: ciliary basal body; spindle pole; centriole. Gene Ontology annotation, molecular function: gamma-tubulin binding. NCBI's taxonomy places the organism in Eukaryota, Metazoa, Arthropoda, Insecta, Diptera, Muscidae. The transcript is spliced from 5 exons. Bases 76 to 1929 code for a protein of 617 amino acids. Gene Ontology annotation, biological process: mitotic cell cycle; microtubule nucleation. The record is from RefSeq and is a predicted model, not a curated record.
AAUAUUUUUAAACGGUUGUCAAACAACAAGUUUUUUUGGAAAGCGCCACAGUUAAUAAUUGAUCUUCGCAGCAAAAUGUUUCUUGUGUCCACGGCAAAAACCACAAUUCUAACAGACUUCAACGAUUUGGAGACAAAAUCUACUUAUCAGCACUCAAAUGGCGAGACAACAGAUUUUCAAUUUUAUGCCCAGCAAAGAAUUUUUGUCGAGGUUAAUAAAAAGUCGGGGUUGGAAAUAAUGCGAGUCAAAGAAAAGGAUAAGGGACAAACUAUGAACUUGCAAAGAGUAAGGAAAUUGACCAUCGACAAUGUUUAUUGUGUAGCCUGUGCCAAGCAAUCAUUGGAGGAGAUGGCUGUAGGCUUGUCCAAUGGUCAUGUUAAAUUGUAUAACUAUACAAAAUCGGAAUUUGUUCAUAAGUUUAAUGCUGAUUCAAAUCGUAAUUCCGUUCUAUAUCUGGAUUACAAUGCGUCUGAUGAAUACAUUGCUUCAGUAUUCGAAAAUGGAUCCAUCAAUAUAUAUGGUCAUAGAACAAAAACCAAAAUUGAUACCUUUAACAUCGAUAGCAACUCUACUUUAGCUCGUUUCCAUCCGACCAAACGUUUCCAAUUAUCGAUUGCUUCAUACAAGGGCGCUGUAACUAUAUAUGAUGUUCACACAAAACGUAAAGUAUUUCAUGCCGCUGAUGCUCAUGGUGCCCAAUGUCGUGAUUUGUGUAUGUCUGCUGCCAAUCCUGAUACGCUUAUAAGUGUCGGUUACGAUUGCACCAUUAACAUAUUUGAUACUCGUCGUAAAGUGAAACCAGUGCAAAUCGCUUACUGUCAUCCUCUGUCCACAGUGGCUGCAAGUGAAUGUGGAAAUUUCAUAUGUGUGGGCAAUUUGAAGGGUGAGCUGACCACUUACGAUUUAAGAAAUACCAAAAUGUUCUUGGCCUCUAAAAAGAUUCAUGAUGUGGGAGUGACAAGGGUAGCCUUUGUACCCUUGCCCAAUGAAAGCUCAGCGCAAAGCUUCUCGAGCACGGGUGUGGCUGAAACUUCAGCCAUUACAUCGAGUGGGGGUGGUGGAGCGAACAAAUCCAUUUCUCAGCCAGUGGCAGAAACUGCACGCUCCCACCGAGAUUCGUUUUGUGAUUUUCUGGAUUUUCAUGCCAACAGGGGUCAAGAGAAAAUGUCUCCACGUUUUGUGCCGCGUCGUGAUAGUUUCGAUUGGGAAGCAUUAUCACGUAAACCCACUUCUGAUGAUAGUCGUCUUUCCCUAAUUGGCAAGGGAAACAGUGCGGCAGGCCUUAAUGCUUCGGCUAUUCCGAGUGAUUCUUUCGAUGCUCGUGUUAAUACAUCGGACUUUUUGAGAGUGCCCUUAAGAGAUCGCAGUAAAUCUCCCAUGUCGCCAAGGACAGCAGCCUGUAAACUUUCCCAAAUAAAAGAAGAAGAAAGAGGUUCCCAGGAAACCGCACAUGACUCCUCAGCAGACUCAUCGGAUAAGGAGAAUCCACAGAAACACAUAAAUUUUGCAACAACGCGUCUCAAAUCAAUGCCUGUCAAUUACAAUAGCACUCCCAAUCGUACAUCUGAUAAUCGCCCUUUAGUCACCUCCACAAUGGCUCCCGUCAACCGCAAGCUAGCAACAACAGCUGGUGGCAACAAUGCCAAUGAAUUGGGUGUACAACAGGCCAUUCAAGAAUUGCGAGCUGAGAUGUUAGAGCGCUUCAAACAACUGGAGUUCGAAAUGAAAUUACAGAGUGAAACCAACAAAUGGCAAAUAUUUACUCAAAAUUUCAAUCUAUGGAACCAGCGUUCUGAUCAAAUUGAGGAAAUACGUGACUGUCUGGGUGUACUGCUGCAGACAGACCCAUUUGUGAAUGAGUUUAUGCGCUUAAAGGAGGAAAAUGAAUUAUUGAGACAUCAAUUGCAGCAGUCCAAUGAAAAAGAAUAAAGGCUAAAGCGUAUGUAGGCUAAGCUUAGUAUUGUAUAGAACAUUUAAGAUAGUAAUUAGUUGAUUAUUUUGUUAAAUUACCCUAGUUGUUAUAAUUCUAAACCAUUUCAAAUAAAAUAUGUUUUUUACAUUUA